Clonostachys rhizophaga is the source of this 1692-nucleotide messenger RNA. The record is from the annotation of a GenBank genome assembly. NCBI's taxonomy places the organism in Eukaryota, Fungi, Ascomycota, Sordariomycetes, Hypocreales, Bionectriaceae.
AUGACUGUUCCAAGAAAAUCAUAUGACGUUGUAGUUGUAGGCGCCGGCUGGUUCGGCCUCGCCGCUGCCAAGGCCUACAGGCAGAUAAAUCCAGAGGCAAAAAUGGCUGUGCUCGAGGCAGCUGAAUCGUGCGGCGGGACGUGGUCGAAGAAUCGUCUGUACCCUGGCCUGAAAUCAAACAACAUGAUAGGGACCUAUGAAUUCCCGGACUUUGCCAUGACGGAGGAUAAAUAUUGUGUCAAGCCUAAUAAUCAUAUCCCUGGUGCCACUCUUCACCGCUAUCUCACUGAUUUUGCGAGACACUAUGGCUUUUUCGACCAGAUUCAAUUUAACACAGCCGUCAAUUUGGUCGAUCGCAACGGAAAUGGGGGCUGGAGACUAUCCGUAUCAUCUCCAGACGGAAACCAAACUUACGAAACCAAGAAGCUGAUACUUGCAACGGGCCUCACGUCAACACCAAACUUCCCAAAAUACAAGGGCGCAAAUGACUUUGAAGGUCCCUUUUUCCACGCAAAGGAUUUUUGCAAAGAGGCGUCCCGCCUCCAAAACAUCAAGAAUGCGAUAGUCGUUGGUGGAGCCAAGUCUGCCUAUGAUGUCGCGUACGCGCUCGUUCAGGAUGGCGCAGAGGUCGAUUUGAUCAUCCGCCCGAAUGGAAACGGUCCGGUGUGGAUUUCCCCUCCCUUCGUGACUCCAUUUAAGAAGAGGUUGGAUCAAUUGCUGAACGUGCGAUGGAUGACGUGGUUCAGCCCCUGCCCUUGGGGUGAAGAGGACGGAUAUCCUCGCAUUCGCCGAUUUCUCCAUGGAACCGCUAUUGGUAGAUUCGUCGUCAAUACGUUUUGGAAGGUAUUGAGCAAUGACGUCGUCACUGCCAAUAAAUAUGACUCCCAUCCAGAGCUGCAAAAGCUCAAACCGUGGCAUUCGGCGUUCUGGAUUGGCAGUGGCCUGAGCAUUCUCAAUUAUGACACGUCGCUUUUUGAUCUUGUUAGACAAGGCAAGAUCCGUGUACAUAUUGACGACAUAGAGCGGUUAGCCCCUCACUCAGCAGUACUCACUUCUGGAAAAGAGCUUGAAGCAGAUGCCAUUAUCUGCUCGACUGGCUGGAAAAAAGAAUCAUCCAUUAAAUUCGCUGGCAAAGGCGGGGAGCAGCUGGACCUCGCUAUUUCAGAAGCCGAAAAGGACUCAUUGAAUAAGAAUGCCGACGCCACCAUUCUCGCUUUAUAUCCAGGCCUCAAAGAGCAGCCCCAGCUUCGAUUCAAGCCAAAGGACUCAAAGACCUUACGAUACUAUCGAUUUAUGGUUCCCUCGCAAAUGAUUGAGUCGCGCGACCUGGCCUACGCGGGCAUGAUCUCCACUGUCAGCACUGCAACUUGCGCGGCGAUCCAGGGGCAUUGGAUAGCAGCCUUCCUCUCGGGGAUGUUAGAUCGUAAUCCGGGAACCCAAAAAGAGAUUACCGACGAAAUCAUGCUGCAUACGCAAUGGGGGAAGUGGCGCUACCCGUGUGGUUAUGGUGCUGACCUUCCAGAUUUUGUGUUUGACGGCCUGCCUUAUGUCAACAUGUUGAUGAAAGAUCUCGGUCUGGAGGUGCGCCGUAAGUCGAGCUUCUACCGCGAACUCACCUCUCCGCAUCUUCCCGCUGAUUUCGCAGGUCUGGUUGAAGAAUGGAAGGAGAACCACAAGGCAAAGAUAGAGUAG